ACCGCACCAUACGGAAGGUGGGAGUCGGAUAUCACCCCCGAACUUCUCGUGCAGGGCAGCAUUCCUUUCGACGAUGUCUUCGUCGAUCCUCUUACUUCGGCGGUAUAUCACAUCGAAAGGCGCGCAGCCGAUCACGGUCGCUAUGUCAUCGUGAACACAGCGACCGAUAGUGAUGUCAUUCCUUCCCCCCUGAGUGCCCGCACCGGUGUGCAGGAAUACGGUGGCGCCGCCGCGAUAGCGUACGGAGGGGUAAUAUACUUUUCGAACUUCGCCGAUAACAGAGUCUACAAGAUCAUCGAAGGGCAGGCCGCGGAACCUGUCUCCCCUGAUGAUCCCAUCUAUAGAUAUGCCAAUUUCGCAGUGCACCCGGAGAAGCAACAUCUUCUCGUAUCUAUCCUUGAGGAUCACACCGUGGAUACUCCACAGACCGUCGUCAACACCCUUUGUGUCGUUAAUACCACGCGGAAGGCCAUCUUUCCGCUUGUCGGGGGGGCUGAUUUCUAUUCGUCCCCUGUCUUCAAUCCAUCCGGUACCAAGAUUGCCUGGCAAGAAUGGUACCAUCCCGACAUGCCAUGGGAAGGCUCCUUGAUCUACGUCGCCGAUGUGAUCACCCAACCAGACACCAUAUUGCUAUUGAACAAAAAGAAGGUUGCAGGGCAAAUUCUCAAAGUCUCCGUAUCUUUCCCUUGUUUUGCCAACGAUACUACACUGGUGUUCACGUCUGACGAGUCGGGCUUCCAAAACCCGUUCGUGUAUGAUACCACAACGGGCGCUGCGAGACCAGUUCUUCCCUCACCGAUCAAACAAGACUUUGGUAGUCCUGCUUGGACUCUUGGCGAUUAUCCUUAUGCGAUUCUUCAUCAUGGCAACACCGCCGCGUUCGUCGCUUUCCGCGAUGGAAGAACUAUCCUUUACACUGUGAACCUUACUCAAGUGUCCCAGCCUACUCUGCGCGAAUUUCCGUUUACAGUUGCUGGGCAUUUACGACUUCAUCCUAUACCAGUCUCCUGUGUACAAAGCGUCGUUUGGAGAAGUGAAGCGCCUGGUGGUGUCAUACGCUGCGACUUCAACGACCAGAUUGUAGGGAGACCAGAUCCACAGUAUACCGUCUUGAAGGCCAGUGGCUCCUUUACAGGUUAUGAGGGAUACAUUCCGCUUCCGGAGCCGAUCACUCUAUACCGGGACGAGAAGCCGCUCUACGUAGUCUACUACGGACCCAAGAAUCCAAAGUACUCUGGCCCUACGGACUCCACUGAAAAACCACCUUGCAUCGUGAACGUACAUGGUGGUCCGACUUCAAUGGAGCCGCAGGUACUCAACUUGUUCAAGAUUUAUUUCACCAGUCGUGGGUACUCGUGGUUGGACGUCAACUACGGCGGCUCGUCGGGGUACGGUCGGGAGUAUAUUGGGCGUCUUGCAAGUAAUUGGGGCAUUGUCGACGUCCAAGACUGCUACGAUGCCCCUCGUCUGCUUGCAUCGGAAAGCAAUCCCCGCAUUGACGGUGCACGCGUUGCCAUCCGCGGUGGUUCUUCUGGGGGUUACACGACUCUCGCAUCACUCUGUCUCGAAUCCGCGCCGGGCACGAAGUACUUCAAAGCUGCGACGUCGUUGUACGGAAUCUCCGACCUCCUCUCGCUUGCCCGCGAUACCCACAAGUUCGAGCUCAAAUAUAUGAUCAAACUCUUGGGUGGGUCGGUUGAUGACAUCCCAAGGGUGUACAAGGAUAGGAGUCCACUCUACUAUGCCAAGAAUAUAACUGUGCCGUUGCUGGUCUUGCAAGGUGCGGAGGACAAGGUUGUUCCUCCUGAGCAGUCAGAGAAGAUCGUCAGUGAAAUCCAGAAAAGUGGUGGAGAAGACAGAGUGAAGUACAAAAAGUUCCCGGGAGAAGGGCACGGGUUCCGCCUGGAGGAAACUAUUAAGGAAGCCGUGAAGUUGGAGUGCGAGUGGUACAAAGAGAGGCUUCUCUGAGCAUACCCGGUAUACGAUGUUGUCGAAGCCAGCUGUAUAAUAGUCAGACUUGCAAAGACAAUGCACUCAGAAGAUGACUUGGC
Molecule: messenger RNA, 2051 nt
Organism: Pisolithus orientalis
Lineage: Eukaryota; Fungi; Basidiomycota; Agaricomycetes; Boletales; Pisolithaceae
Product: Alpha/Beta hydrolase protein
Exons: 7
Biological process (GO): proteolysis
Molecular function (GO): serine-type peptidase activity
Source: RefSeq, a predicted model, not a curated record